AUGAAAACAGAAUCUAAGGAAAUACAGAACCCACCCAAACUUCCAAACAUAAUCAUAACAGGAACACCCGGAGUUGGCAAAACUACUUUAAGUGAAGAGUUGGUUGAAAUAAUAAAUAAAGAUUUUGAAGAAAUGUUUAAAAUAGAUGUAAAAGAACCACUAAAAAUGAUACAUCUAAAUUUAUCAAAUAUAAUAAAAAAUGAAAGAUUAUAUGAUGAAUAUGAUGACGAAUUAGAUGCAAGUAUAUACAGUGAAGAAUUAGUAAAUAAUAAAUUAAAAAAAUUAAAUUUGGAAAAUGGUGGUUAUAUAAUAGAUUUUCAUGAUGUUAAUUUUUUAUAUGAAAAUAAAUGUAUAGAUAAAAUUUUUUUAUUAACAGCAUCUACAAAUGUUUUAUAUGAACGUUUAGAAAAUAGAAAUUAUAAAAAAGAAAAAAUUAAAAAUAAUAUUGAAUGUGAAAUAUUUCAGGUUAUAAAAGAAGACAUAUUAGAAAAUUAUGAUGAUGAAAAUAUUUUUGUAGAGUUACAAAAUAAUAAUUUAGAAGAUCAUGACAAAAACAUUUCUUUUAUUCAAAAAUGGAUUCAUUCUUAUGUGACUCAUGGGUUCUAA
Messenger RNA from Plasmodium yoelii, 606 nucleotides. RefSeq names its product adenylate kinase-like protein 1, putative. Lineage: Eukaryota; Apicomplexa; Aconoidasida; Haemosporida; Plasmodiidae. Bases 1 to 606 code for a protein of 201 amino acids. The transcript has a single exon. Gene Ontology annotation, cellular component: nucleus; cytoplasm. Gene Ontology annotation, molecular function: AMP kinase activity; ATP binding; ATP hydrolysis activity. The record is from RefSeq and is a predicted model, not a curated record.